CUCAGGGUGAGAAACGCCCAAUGCCAGUUUGAGACAACAUUUUCCUCUUGCGCAUUCGUCCUCUCAAGCAACCCUCCCGAAUCCUUUAUUUGCAUACUGGAAGCUGUGACGACCGGCAAUUAAUACUUCAACAACCACCCGGAGCGGUCCUCCCAACCACCACGAUGCGCACAUCCACCGUCCUUCUGGCGCUGCCAGCGCUCUCCACCGCCCAGCAAUUCCCCUUCGUCGACCAAGUCAAAGCCUUUUUCGGCCAGGCCAGCGCAAGCAUAAGCUCCGCCAUCCCCGAAGCCUCCAUUCCCCCCAUCCCGAACCCCAUCGCCGCCGGCGCAGCCGCCAUCGCAGCCGCCAACGUCCAGCGCCUUACCCUCGACAAUCACGAAAGGGUUCUGCGGCCCGGCGCAGCGACUGCCAGCCCGGGGGUAGAAGAGUGGAUGAUCUUCGUGACGGGCGGCAACAAGACGUGUUUCGGGAAUUGCAAGGGGGUGGAGCAGACGUUCAACGAGUCCGUCGCGUUGAUCUCCGCCUCGCCCAGCCCGCCUAACCUCGCUCUGCUCGACUGCGAGACGGACGGCGUGCUCUGCAACGCCUGGACCGUCACCAUCCCCAGCAUCUUGCACCUCCAAAUCCCGCAGCCGCUGGCCGAUCAGUCCAAGCCUUCGACCACCAUCCGCUACAUCGCCGUGAACCGCACGAGCGCCACGGCGCCUGAAUUCGCCGCGCUGCAUUUGCAGGAAAAGUACAAGGAGACACAGCCGUACGAUGGCUUCUUCCACCCCUUCAGCGGCCCGUUGGCCAUUGCGGGCGCUCUAAUCCCCUUCGGUUAUCUCAUGUGGGGUAUUGCGAAGGUUCCCUCGUGGGCGAUCAUGAUUGGUAUCAGUUUCUUCAGCCGGACGUUCAUGGGCCGGAGAUUUGGACCCCAGGCUGGCCGAGACGGACAAGCCCCGGCGGCGGCGGCGCCAGCGGCACCUGCGCAGUAAGCUGACUAAGGGAGAGAGAGGGAGUGGUAGGGCAGAUGUCAGGCUUGUGAUAUUACGAAUGUGUAUAUAGUACGUGUAGUUAGAAGGGGCGGUUGGGAAA
Neohortaea acidophila is the source of this 1080-nucleotide messenger RNA. RefSeq lists its product as uncharacterized. NCBI's taxonomy places the organism in Eukaryota, Fungi, Ascomycota, Dothideomycetes, Mycosphaerellales, Teratosphaeriaceae. Bases 165 to 980 code for a protein of 271 amino acids. The transcript is spliced from 3 exons. The record is from RefSeq and is a predicted model, not a curated record.